AUGGGUGCCUUCUUUAUAAGCUGGGAGCUUUGGCAGGAGAUGACCUUUGUUCUCGGCUGUUGCAUCGUUCUUGUCUUUGUCGCUGGACUUAUCAAGCUGUGGUGGUCCAAUCGCGCAAUGCGCCGUCACGAAAUCAUCGACGAGGAGAAGCGAGCAAGACUAUCGCUCAUGUCAUACUGCGGUAUUCAAAACAUGCGAACCCCUGAUAUUCCCUUCGGUAUUCGUGCGAUUCAGAGUGGCAUCGAGGUGGAAGGUAUCUGGAUCUCACGACCUAAAUCGCCAGAGUCCUGCCAAGCCACACCCUCAGCUACGUUAGUCGGACGACGUAUCAGGAUCUCAAAAGGAAAAGGAAAGAUGAUUGACCUUGUGUCAUCAGAGUGUCUACCGUCGAACAACUUAGAGACCAUGCCUCCCCGCCAAGUAGGUUUCGGCGGUUCACAGCAAGAUGACAUCACCCCAAUAAACGAAUACAACAGGCCAGGACCUCCCGCCAAGCAAAUUCGUAUAACUGCCAGCAAAGAUCAGAACCUCGACUUGAAUUACACAUUGCGGUAG
This is a messenger RNA of Fusarium pseudograminearum CS3096, 555 nucleotides long. RefSeq lists its product as uncharacterized. The record is from RefSeq and is a predicted model, not a curated record. The transcript is spliced from 2 exons. Bases 1 to 555 code for a protein of 184 amino acids. Lineage: Eukaryota; Fungi; Ascomycota; Sordariomycetes; Hypocreales; Nectriaceae.